UAGCAUACCAUGGAAUGCUCUCGCAUCACCAAUAUGCUUUCCAACGUCAAGGGGCUCAUCGAACCCUUUCAUUAUAGACAAGAGACAUACAUCAUACAGAGAAUCCAUAUUGACAAACACUGUGCUUCUCUUUCUCGCAACGAUACAGAAAAAAAGAACAGAGGCAUCCAAUCAGAAUUGAAAGAGCCUCCAAAAACCCUCCCCAGUCUUUUUCCAAACUUUGUAUAGGUACUUUGUUCAACUAUUCGUGCCUCUUUCUUUCUUAUAGAGGGGCAUGAAGAAGAAGAGAAAAAGAGACGAGCCACCCACCGACUCUCCGUUUGUCAAAGGAGAGUAGAAGAAGAAAGAAAAGAAAAGAGAAAAGGACAAGAGAAAAAUCUCUCAAUCAUGUAGGACAUAAUCAAAAGAAGCUGUACAAAUCUAAAGAAACAGGAAACUGGAUUCAAGAUCUAAGGGCAUUAGUAACGCUGCUCCCAACGCUGCUCAUGGUUUCGCUAAACUUCUCGCCCAUGCCACCCGCCCAGCUGGGCAGCUUGAGAGUCAUGC
This is a messenger RNA of Trichoderma atroviride IMI 206040, 546 nucleotides long. The record is from RefSeq and is a predicted model, not a curated record. NCBI's taxonomy places the organism in Eukaryota, Fungi, Ascomycota, Sordariomycetes, Hypocreales, Hypocreaceae.